Photinus pyralis (common eastern firefly) is the source of this 1619-nucleotide messenger RNA. Its product is annotated as transcription factor Adf-1-like. The record is from RefSeq and is a predicted model, not a curated record. Bases 157 to 1101 code for a protein of 314 amino acids. NCBI's taxonomy places the organism in Eukaryota, Metazoa, Arthropoda, Insecta, Coleoptera, Lampyridae. Gene Ontology annotation, biological process: regulation of transcription by RNA polymerase II. Gene Ontology annotation, molecular function: DNA binding. The transcript has 2 exons. Gene Ontology annotation, cellular component: transcription regulator complex; nucleus.
GGGCGGACAUAACGGAGCGCCGACCAUCGCUCCGACCAUAGCAUAGCACCAUAGCAUCGAUCACAAAAAAAAACAUUCAGUGCUUUUAAAUGUUAGCGGUCAUAUUGGCGCCUCGACCCCCGCUCCGCUCAUAGGUCUGAGCCAGGCCCUGGUACCAUGGAAUUGAGCUUAGUAUUUUUUCGACCGUCGACCAUCGCUCACGCAAUGGUAGAUAAAGAAAAAUUAAUCGGGCUUGUAUUUGUCCGAGAGGCUAUAUGGAACAAAAAAAAUAAAUAUCAUCACAAUUGCGUAAUUUUAAAUAAAUUGUGGAAGGAAGUUGCAGAGGGGUGUGGUGUACCAGCGACAUCCGCAAAAGCUCAGUGGAAAAGGCUUCGACAAACGUUCAUAAAAAAGCUAUCAGAGCAACCCGUUAAAAGGUCUGGUGAUGGAGUGGAGGACGACACUGAAACGUCUGAUUGGCCAUUUUUCAAGUCCUUAUUAUUUUUAAAAGAUUCUUGUGCGCCUAGGAAAACGGAAGGCAAUUUUAGUAACGAAGAAGAUCAAAGUGGAGAGGAUACUGGCGAUGAAAGUUCAUCCCAAGCUCCAUCGUCCGUCACCGAGUCAGUUCCUUUAUCUACACCAGCGUCGCCAAGAAGUUCGCCAACACCAGUAACGAAAAAAGUUAAAACCCAAAGGUCUAGCAAAAAGGACCACAUUGGUGAAGCCUUAAUUAUAGCCGAACGAGAGAAAAUUGAAUAUCUAAAAAGGAGAGAAGAGAAUAGAAAAAGUAAAGAGGCAAUGAUUGAAUUAAAUUCAGUAAGAAAAGAGCUAGAUGAGGACGAAUCUUUUUUUAAAAGCAUUUUGCCACACGUACGACAGUUUUCUCCAAAAAGAAAAAUGCAAUUUCGUAUUAAAGUACUUCAACUAGUACAUGAUUCAAUUGAAGCAAAUCCACCUAGGGACGAACCGCACAUAACAGAACUAGUUCCACAAAAUCAACCUUCAUCAUCAAAUCCAAAGCACUCCUCGUUAAGUAUUCCUUCAGAAAUGUUUUUUAGUGAUCUUAGAGAAGAACAGAACCAGAAUGCCUACCUUAAUAAUAUGUAUCCUACUCAAUUUUAGAUAAGUGUACUUUGUAUUUUUUUAAUAAAUAAACUUUUUGUAUAUGUACUUACCUCAAGGUUAGCAUCAGUUGUUCUUCCGUUCCUAUUGGCUGAGAGUGGCAAUUUUGGUAUGAUUUUUCUAAGCUAUCUCCAAAUUUACUUAAAAUAUAAUCGAAUGUACUAAUUGCCAUUCUCAUAUAUUCAAAAAAACGAGCUGAAUCAUUUCUUAAAUCUCUAUAGAGAUGAUGGAAUUCACCAUACCGAAAACGCUUCUUAUUUAAAGGAUGAACCCUUCUUUUUUGGGAUUUUUUAUAUAUGUACCACGUUUUAGCACUUGACUCUGGUAAAACGUCAUCAUCAUCAGACGAAGAUAUUAACACAUCCAUGUUUAUGACGCUCAUUUUAACGCUUUAAACUGAAAUGCAAAUGUCGAGAUCGAGGCCUCAAUGUGACCACCUAAGCGCUAUGGUCGGAGCGAAGGUCCCAGGUACCAUGCUUUGGUCGGAGCAAUGCUCCUGUGCGAGGGUCCUCGUUAUG